AUGCCCGAUAACAAUAACAAUAGUAGUAGUAAUAAUUCCGAGAUUUUAACACGGAACGAGUACCCCACACCUGCUCCGCCAGCUUUUUUUAACGCCUCCCCUGUCCUCACCCUACCAGUGACUCUUCAGAAGGUAACCGAGUUUGAUCCGGCAAAACAAGAAAACCUGUCACCCCACACACUGCCGGAUGGAAGUGAAUAUUAUGGUGACAUGCUGCUCGACAAACCACACGGUCUUGGAAUUGUUAUCUUCAAGGAUACUUCAUCCAUAUAUGGCAGCGGGGACCGGUAUGGGGGGCGUUGGGCUAACGGCGCUUUUCAUGGAGAGGGUGUACUUAAUACAACCCGUUUUACAUAUGAGGGUGAGUUCAACAGUGGCAGGAUGUGCGGUCGCGGAAAAAUAACUUAUAAGCGCAGGCCGGGAGAAGUAUCCAAACGCGGUGUUGUUCCUGUUUCACAGUACGAACUCACCCACCCACCAAAGGAGUAUGAAGGGGAUUUUCAUCACACUUAUCACCGGCACGGACGUGGUAUUUUGCGAUACGCUAACGGAGACGUUUACAAGGGGGAGUUCAAUUCGAAUUCUCGUCACGGACGUGGGCGCCUUGAGUGUGCGAGUGGCGAGGUGUACGACGGUGAAUGGUUGAAGGAUGAGCGGCAUGGAGGCGGAAAGGUUAGUUAUGUGGAUGGUGGGGAGUUUAAGGGGAUGUUGGUGCGCGGUAAGCGUGACGGUGAAGGCUGCAUGCGUUACCCCAAUGGAGAUGAAUACUUUGGCAACUUCAGUAACGAUAAGAUCGAGGGGCGCGGCACUAUGCGCUACAAGAAUGGUGACAUAUACGAAGGAAUGUGGAAAGGUGGACUACGCCAUGGUGAAGGUAAGUCAACCUUGCAUAAACUUGGUGCGAUUGUAGAGGGAGACUUUGUGCAAGGUCUCAUACACGGCAAAGGUGUGGUGAAGUACCCGGGUGUGUCCACGUUUGUGGGCGUUUUCGAAAACGGGGAGCGGAAGCACGGAACAAUGUUUUGGCACCGGGUGCCCGCCGACGGUGGAAUAUGCUACCAGGGAGAGUGGGUUGGUGAGAUGCGGCAGGGGCGCGGCCUCGUUUGGUACGAAAACGGUGAUUUCUUCUUUGGUUCGUUCGUGAAAAACAUGCGUCACGGGGGCGGAAAUUUACGGUAUGCCGAUGGCUCGGAGUAUAGCGGUAAUUUUGUUAACGACGUCCGGGAGGGUGAGGGAAUCCUUCAACGAAAGAACGGCUCCAUUCAGGCGGGAAUCUGGCGCAACGACGUUCUUGUCGAUGGCUACGAUGGUGAAUGGGAUGGUGUCAGUUUCAAUGGUGUUGGAAGUUUAGUCUUCCGCAACUUGCUGGCGCAUAAGGGUAAGGGUAGUAAAGGUGGUGGCAUUCCCGGUAGUUUGCCGGCAGGUGGUAACUCUGGUAAGAGUGGAGAUGGAGCCCCUUCUGGGGAUGUCACUACAUCUCCUUUGUUGGAGCACUUUGGCGUAUUUUGCCAGGGCGUGCGUCAUGGGCCCGGAGUCCUGCGGUUGUGUGGUCACGUCCUGAUAGGCAACUGGAUAAAUGACACACUUUCGUGCGACUCCGGCUCGUGGGAGUUCCCAUCCGGUGAUUUAUACGUGGGGAGCUUCAAAGACGGUUUUCGCAAUGGACCUGGUGGUCGUAUGUGGUUCACAGACGGUUCAUACUUUUCUGGUGACUGGCGCUUGGAUUCUCCUAUUGGUGUUGGGCUCUACCACGCCGUCAGCACGAAAAAUGUCACCAACCCUGCCGAGGAAUGUUUGGCUACAGCCAAUACGGCACACCAGGUUGAGUCACAGAAGGAGGAGCAGAGGGAUGGCUCGAACACAUUGAUGUCCCUCUUCACGAGCUUCUUUCGCAACGAACCUUUAAAGGGGGAAAAGGAAUGUGAAGUUCUGACCACUGUUUGCCAUGAGCAUUAUCUGCUUCGUGGUGAAUGGAGGCCGACCGUCGUUCCCUAUUCGUCAUGCCAGUUACUUGUGGCUCAAUGUGCAGCAGCUGCCAUUAGUGCCCCAGACGUCACUGCCGUAGUCGCAAAGGUAAAGAAGAAAAAGCAGAACGAUGUAGUUAUUGGGAAACCACCUGUAACGAUGUGUCUUGGACUGCAAGAGGGCAGUGGGGUUGUCCUAUUUAACUCCGGAGUCUGUAUGCGUGCCGAUUGGGUGCAGAGCCACCCAAAACUCGUUUUCCCUCAUCGAGCUAAUGCUCCGUACCACGGGGAAAUUCUAAAGCAGAACGCCGAAAAAAAUAUUAGUGAAGCACCUCUCUCAGAAAGCGGUACUGGCAAAGUCUGCGCCGUGUGCGAGAAACCCUUCACAUUUUUUCGUAAGGAACUAAAAUGUGCUAUUUGUGAUCGGGUUUGCUGCAACUCCUGUUACAACACUUUGGACCUGCGCGAUCACCCGAAGCUGGAGGCUUUGAUGCGACAGUGUAAGGCAACGCCUAUUGGCGACAGUGAAGCAGAAGCACCUGCUGUAGUUAACUCUCCAUCGCAGUUACAGGCAUGUACAACUUGUAUUAGUACGUUGCAACUCGAAGCCCAAUUCAUCACACUUUGGCUUCCCAUGCGGUAUUGUAACUGUGCCUCACAGGAGGGUGAAGAAACGGGUGCUGUUGGUGGUGGUGAAGAUGAAGAUGGGAAAACUCCAGUUCCAAGCACACCAGAAGGCAAGGAAGAAAGUGUGAAUCCAGAUUUGUGGUGCACUACCGGCACGGAGCAGGGGACCUGUGACCCACGGGCACAAACGAAGGAGGAUGAGUAUAUUAUUUAUGAGGGUUACAUUUCCUCCGCCAUCCCACACAUUUUCGGUUCCCUUUGGUGGGGAAAAAAUGAAUACUACCUAGGAGGGUUCAAGGAGGGUCGAAGGCAUGGUUUCGGUACGCAGAUUCUUUGGAACGGUGAAACCUACACUGGGGGGUUUGCAGAUGACAAGUGGCACGGUGAAGGUGCGUACAGCUGCUCGGAUGGUACUGCUUACGCCGGUACGUGGGAGAACGGAGCCCUCAAGACAAUCAAAUAUCAUGGAGAGUUGGACUCCAAGGGUCGUCAACAUGGCCGUGGACAGUCAUACGGUUGUGGUAAAGAUGGAAAGUCUCGCUACAAUGGUGAGUGGAAACAUGGUGUGUGGCACGGUUCAGGGAUUUUACAGGACGAUGACGGAUUUUUGUACAGCGGUGAGUUCACGUCGGGUCGUAUCGAAGGCAUGGGGAAAUUGCUUCUUGGAGGUAGCGUCUAUUAUGGUAACUUCGUCGCCGGUAAACAACAUGGUCAUGGGUUUGAGUUAUUUUCAGGUGAAUGUGCAGUUGUGGGUGAAUGGCGUAAUGGUGUUUUAUGUGGUUCUGUGGCAAUUCAUGAUGCAGCCACGGAAUCUGUGUAUGAAACUACAUAUGCCAACGGAAACGAGCGGGACGACUGCUUCAUGUUACCUGUAAUGGUGAACGACGACAAGGCAUCGCACUGUUCUCUCUGCAGUGCUACAUUUACCUUUUUCAUUCGGCGUCAUCAUUGUCGUCUUUGUGGUGAGGUUUUUUGCGAUGCUUGCUCACAGUCGCGUGCCUCUAUGCCCCCACAUUUCAAAAUGGACGGACAGCAGCGCGUGUGUGAUCGCUGCUUCCAGAGGUUGAAGUGCGGCCGCAUGCUUGCAAUAAGGCGCUACGGCAGAAAUCGAGAAGUGUAUGCCGGCUGCUGGUCACAGGGUCAGUGGGUAUCACGUGGUUUAUUCCGCCGUGCAGAUGGGUCUGUUAUCGUUACAAACAUGGCCGGUAGACCCAUUUUGGAUUGUGACCCCUCGACAGAUGGGAUGGGAAAGGGGCCUUCUUUUGCAUUACACGGGUGUGCGGCUUUACCACCUGUUGACGAACUACGGAAGUUGCCCGCAUCUCCAGACGCUGAAGUUGAGGCGUUUAAACUUUGGUGGGAAGUAACGUCAACUGUUAUUGGUCUCGCUGUUCCACUGAAUACAGAGCCUAUCGAAAGUUUCACCCUUCCACGCCCGCCACAUAUCAGGGCACCAAACCUGUUUUCAAUGCUGGAUGGUGGGAACGACAAUGCAGCUGCUGUCCGAGCGGCGAACUUCAGACCUGCCAUUCCUCCACCCCCACCGCCAUUCCCUGCGCUGGAUGAUUUCAAGAAAAAGACUGAAGUGAAAUCAGCGCCUCCACAAAAGCCAGUUAUCACAGAGACAAGUGUCUUUUCCCGCAUUGUAGAUAGAUGUGCGGAAAGGCUUCCCUUGGGUUCCCCUCCUCUGGGUGAUGAUGAUGACUCAACAGAGAGCGUAGUUCCUUCACGUUACACUCGCAAAGAUUUGCUGCCUCCUGUGCCUGCGUGUCCACCCUCUGGUAUGGACGACCGCAUUGUAUGGAGUGACUGGGCAAUACGACGAGUUCCAAAGUAUGGUGGCAUCGCUGCCCUUUCGGGGACUGGCAGUUCAACACGUCUGCCGGAAGAACUUAAUCACGUGCCCUUCGCAUGUUCCUUCGUUCCCCCUGUUGUUCCCGAUGCUGACCGGGUUGUGUUGGGCACUGAGCGACGUUGGCGGCCCGAACCAUUUAAGUGUCCACAAGAGUUCACAAUAGAUGAAGCUCCCAAUCUAGAAGUGAUUGUGCAGCAACGGGACCGGCUGUUUGGCCGUAAGCCAGCUAGUAGUGAAAGUUGA
Molecule: messenger RNA, 4689 nt
Organism: Trypanosoma brucei brucei TREU927
Lineage: Eukaryota; Euglenozoa; Kinetoplastea; Trypanosomatida; Trypanosomatidae
Gene: Tb927.7.530
Exons: 1
Coding region: 1-4689 (1562 amino acids)
Molecular function (GO): metal ion binding
Source: RefSeq, a predicted model, not a curated record